CAGGUUAUCACUCCGUUGCAUGCAUUUUGCACUCGCUGCCUGUAUUCAUCGACGUUAUUGACGCGACAGCGAAUCACCGACCCAUUCUUCGUCCUUCCACCUUGAACACGGAACAAUCGCCCUCCUCGCGAUGGUCUGCAUGCGCAAAAAUCCCAUCAUUGCUAGGACAGGACAAGUCCAAAGAUAAAGAGCCGCGCUGUAUUUGGGUUUGAACAUUCGGUUCAAACGAGCCUCUUACAAUGCCUCCCGAUGGGCAUCGUGAGGGCGCCCGGGAGCGUGAGAUGCACAGAUAUUACCAGCCAUGGCUCGAAAGAUACAUAUCCGCCCAACUCGAGCAAGCCGAAUACCUCCCCCCGAAAACAACCCACAACCCUCGCUCCUCAAGAGACAAGGCAUUGACCGCUUUCGCUCAACUUGGCUGUCUUCGGUUGAACGCCCGAAGAGGUAUUAUCACAUUGCUGGACAGCACUAGACAAUAUAUCAUCGCCGAGGCCACUCAAUCUCUGUCGCUCUUAUCCGAUGCUCAGCAUAUUGAUGGCGAUGAGCUCUGGUUCGGGAAUUCUUUCAUCGAACGCGGUGAAGGCGUGUCAGGAGAUGCAAUGUUUCCGGAGAAAUAUACGGCGCAUGCACAGGACGGCUCCUCGUAUAGUGCCCCCGCCUUGGUGGUCAACGAUCUUGCUAAGGACGAGCGCUACAAGACUCGGGGCUACGCAGGAAAUGGCGUCUCAUUCUAUUGUGGAGUACCCAUUACCACGAGCAGGGGUUAUGUUAUCGGAGUUUAUACUGUGACCGACGACAAACCUCGAGAUGGUUUGUCGCCUGAACAGCUCCGAGUCAUGUGCGACAUGGCCGUCAUUGUAGCCGAGCAUCUAGAGUCGGUCAAAAGUGAUCGAGCUAGAGCUCGUGGCGAACGCCUCAUUCGCGGCAUUGGUGCAUUCAUCGAGGGAGAAUCUGGCAUCGACUCUGUGCAAACAACCCCAGGCCAUCAGCCUCAACCGAGAGAGAGGAGGUUUUCUGCUGAGUCAGGUCAAACAAUUUCACCAGGGCAUCCGAAGACUCCAGCGUUUAAGGGAAUGGUUAUCGGAGAUGCGAACACACCUGCUAGCGAUUCACACGAGGCAAUGAAUCACGAUUUGGAACACGCUAGUCAUGACUACUUCUCAGACCGAGCGCAACCCGACAACGAUGGUUACAAGGCAACGAUACCGGCACCCGAGAACCGAGAUUCUGAACACAGGCAGAGGCGAUCAACGCCUCUCAAGCGUAGUGCAACAGGGCAGAAGAACUCUUUACUCAGUCCACAGCACGUCUUCGAUCGCGCAGCUACAAUUCUUCGAACUUGUGUGAAUGCUGACGGAGUUGUGUUCAUCAAUGCCAGUGCUGCGAAUCUCAGCGCAGGUACGAGUAUGAACGACGCUGAUUCUGGUUCGCAAUCUGGCGUCAAUACACUUCAACAUUCCAGAGCUAAGAGCAAGCGUCAUGUCGAGCAUUUGCAGAAUGACGCAGUACAGGUCCAGAUUGACGGGACUGCUAACGGCAUUCCUGAUCCCGAGGCCAAAGAAGCAAGCGAUUCGAGUUCGUCAGGAGGGACACGAAGUAAUAGUGAUUCUUCCACAGCUCCGAUCAAGAAGCAGUUUUGUGAGCUUUGGGGCACAUCCAUGCUCAAGCAACAGAAGGCUUUCAAUAUUUCCCAGCAGACCCUGCGACGGUUUGUCCGCCGUCACCCAAAAGGAAAAUGCUUCACCUUUGACAAGUUUGGCAAACCCGCCUCGAGCGACGAGAGUUCCGAAUCUGCUUCUACAAUGCCUGAGGACGACCCGAGCAAGGCCGGAAGCAAGUCUCCGAAAGCAGUACGACACAUCUCGACAACGACAUCUUUGAUAAAAGCGCUUCCCGAGGCGAGAAACAUCGUAUUCCUCCCACUAUGGGACUUCUCGAAAGAAAGGUGGCAUGCAGCGGUUGUCCUAUGGUCCAAUGAUCCGUCUCGGCUCACCAAUAUCGAAGAUGACAUGUCUUACCUUGCCGCUUUCAACAAUGCGUUGAUGAACGAGGUGAACCGUAUCAAUCUUGCCUUGUCCGACACGGCCAAGGCAACCUUCCUGGCCAACAUCUCCCACGAACUCCGAUCCCCUCUCCAUGGUAUCCUUGGAAGUAUCGAGUUUCUCCAUGACACGAACAUGGAUGACUUUCAGGCAGGGAUGGUGAUAUCAGUCGAAACCUGUGGCAAAACUCUAUUAGACACAGUCAAUCACGUGCUCGAUUAUGCAAAGAUAAACAAUCUUUCGAACCAGAAUUCCAAACGACUGGGUUCUUCACGGAACCAGGGCUAUCAGCAGUCUACAAACUCGGAUGAUAGCUUGACGGGGGAUUUUGACAUGGCUCUCAUAGUCGAAGAAGCAGUCGAAGCGGUGUAUGCCGGUCAAGUCUUCCGAUCCGCCAACACGGAUGCGCUCGAAGGCAAGGGUCCAAGGAGCUCAGCCGCUGGCCGCGCGAUGGAGAAGAGGUUCGCCACACGAGAGAGUCUCAGCGAAGCGGCUGCUAACAACGCUGACGCCGUACGCCUUACCCUGAAUAUCGAUGAUCACAUGGACUGGAGAGUACGAUCACAGCCUGGCGCUAUACGCCGGGUCGUGAUGAAUAUUCUUGGCAAUGCACUAAAGUACACAAACAAGGGCAGCAUUGAUGUCUCUCUUGUGGUCGACCAUAGCCGAAAGAAAGGCCAUUCACACCUGCACGCUCACCUCAAGGUGACAGACACUGGGAGAGGAAUGUCUGGAGAAUUCAUGAAGAAUCACGCAUUCACUGCUUUUUCGCAAGAAGAUUCUUUGGCUACUGGUACUGGACUUGGAUUGAGCAUUGUCCGACAAAUCGUCGAUUCACUCGGAGGAAAGAUCGAUCUUGCUAGUGAAAAGGACGCCGGUACAGAAAUAAGCAUUUGGCUGAGUUUACCCAAGAGUCAACAGCCUGCCCAACCAGACUUUGAGAGGAACAUCAUGACAGAGAUGCGCAAACGGACCAAAGGACUUGAAAUCAGCCUGCUUCUGCCAACGCCAGAGGAACCGGCAGAGUCUCAGACCAAAGCAUUGCGUCCAAUGCCUACGGUUGAAAGCUCAAUGAAAAACCUGCUAUCUCAGUGGUUCAGUAUGAACGUCACCAAGGCUAAAAGCAUGGAGGGUAUUUCGCCAAGCUUCUUCCUCUAUCCAGAGCCGCCCCGUAUCGAUUAUCUGAUGGACCACCACGGCAAUCCUGACUCGCCAAGAGAGAUACCUGUCAUUGUCCUAUGUACCAACGCAUUCGAGGCAGCGAGUCUCAGAUCGCAUGGCCUUCAUCAACUUACCGACAUUGGCAGAAUCAUUGAGAUCAUCUCACAACCUUGUGGGCCUCAGAAGCUAGCCAAAGUGCUUCACCGAUGCAUGCAACGGAUGAAAAUGCUUGAGACAGAUCAUUCGAAGGGUUCUACGGAACAUGUGCCUAUGUCCAUGAAUCGCAACAAAACAGAGGAUAAGGAUAUGGCCAGCAAAUCCCCUUCAGGUGCACAGAAGUGGCAGGGAGGUGAGCCUGAGUCUGGCGCAGAGAAGUUGACGCACAGGCCCAAGGACAAGGACAAAGACAAGGACAAGCAUAAGAGGCACUCUCAAGUGUCGGCUGCCAAACAAGCUGCCAGAGAGGAGCUCCAGUCGUUCGACGGGCCUGAUUCAGCCGAAGAUCUGGAGCUCGAGAAGCAAGCCGAGAACAGACCACGAGUUUUGGUGGUCGACGACAAUAACAUCAACCUACAUCUCCUUGUCACAUUCGUCAGGAAAACAGGGAACCCGCAUGAAUCUGCAACCAACGGACUAAAAGCGUUGGAAGCUUACAAACGCAGCGUGCUUGAAGACAAGAAAGCAUUCAAGUAUAUUCUCAUGGACAUAUCGAUGCCAAUCAUGAACGGCAUCGCAGCGACAAAGGAGAUUCGCAAAUUCGAGAAGGAGAAUCAGAUCGAAGACCACGCCACCAUUAUCGCAUUGACUGGGUUGGGAAGCGAAAGUGCUCAGACGGAGGCUUAUCAAGCUGGCUUUGAUAACUUCCUGAGCAAGCCCAUUAAGUUCAGAGAGUUGCAAAGACUACUUACGUGAUAUAAUGGCUUUUAGGC
Molecule: messenger RNA, 4132 nt
Organism: Exophiala viscosa
Lineage: Eukaryota; Fungi; Ascomycota; Eurotiomycetes; Chaetothyriales; Herpotrichiellaceae
Product: sensor histidine kinase/response regulator
Exons: 3
Coding region: 240-4115 (1291 amino acids)
Biological process (GO): phosphorylation; phosphorelay signal transduction system
Molecular function (GO): phosphorelay sensor kinase activity
Source: RefSeq, a predicted model, not a curated record